Messenger RNA from Thunnus maccoyii (southern bluefin tuna), 1225 nucleotides. It is a transcript of the gene ak4, whose product is annotated as adenylate kinase 4. The transcript is spliced from 5 exons. Bases 320 to 1000 code for a protein of 226 amino acids. NCBI's taxonomy places the organism in Eukaryota, Metazoa, Chordata, Actinopteri, Scombriformes, Scombridae. The record is from RefSeq and is a predicted model, not a curated record. Gene Ontology annotation, cellular component: cytoplasm; mitochondrion. Gene Ontology annotation, molecular function: AMP kinase activity; nucleoside diphosphate kinase activity; ATP binding. Gene Ontology annotation, biological process: nucleobase-containing compound metabolic process.
AAAGACGCAGACGGGCGUAAUGUGUCCAUAACGGAGCCGAAAGAAAAAAGGAAAAAGGCGUUUUGACUUGGUCCGGGCAAUAGAGCAGCGUAGCCCCAAUGCGCGCAGAGAGUGGGCUCUGCGUAAAGAUCCGCAGACUCCAGAGAUAAACUGGAAUUUACUUUGGCAUUAAGUUCCCGGACCUGUAUGAUCGCUCAUGCGUGCAACUGAUUGAGAGUAUUUACUUCGUUCUCUCGCACACGAGCAGGUAAAAGAGCAAAACUAACCUUUUUUUUGCAUCCCGGAGGUUGAACACUAGCAGCCUGUUUUUGAGGAAGACAUGGCCAAGUUAUUCCGAGCUGCUAUUAUGGGUCCUCCAGGAUCAGGGAAAGGAACGAUAUCCAAAAGGAUUGCGCAAAGCUUUGGCCUGCAAUAUCUGUCCAGUGGACACUAUCUACGAGAGAGUAUAGCGGCAAAUACAGAGGCAGGUGUGUUGGUGAAGACCUACGUAGAAAGAGGCAUGUUGGUGCCUGACCAUGUGAUGACCAGACUGAUGCUGCCUAGACUGGAACAACUGAGCGGCUACAGCUGGCUUUUGGAUGGUUUUCCCCGGACACUCGCACAGGCCCUGGCCCUGAACAAUUUGUAUCAGCUCGACUUGGUCAUCAGCCUCAACAUCCCCUACGAGACUUUGAGGGAGAGACUGAGUGACCGAUGGAUCCACCCGCCCAGUGGCAGAGUCUACAACAUGGGCUUCAACCAGCCACGAGUCCAGGGUAAGGAUGACAUCACUGGUGAGCCACUAAUUCAGCAUGACGAUGAUAAGCCAGAAGCCCUGAUGGCCAGACUGAGACACUACAAAGAUGUGGCCAAGCCUGUCAUAGACUUGUACAAGUCACAAGGAAUUCUGCACUCAUUUUCUGGUACAGAAACAGACCGGAUUUGGCCUUAUAUCAACUCUCUUCUCAGCACCAAGAUGCACCCACAGCCAUUAGAUGCCUGCCAAUCCCGGACGCCCUGACACGACUUUGAAUGAACAGACCACAGGGGAACAUCGAGAGGCAGCCAGAGGAAGUGGUGAUGAGUGAUUUUUCUGCAUGCUGGACUUGGUGUCAGCUUUCAGAUUCCUCAUUAACAGUGGGAUUUAGAGAAAUGGACAAGGACACUGAUCAAAACUGUAGUCAUCUCCUUGUUCGUGAUAUCAUCACUUGUUGGUUUUUCAAAUUAAUGGGUUUUUUUACGUUUA